AAUCGCAUGGUUGAAUCUAUGAAACUUUUUGACUCCAUAUGUAACAACCAGUGGUUUGUAGAAACGUCAAUUAUCUUGUUUCUCAACAAGAAGGAUGUAUUUGAAGAGAAAGUAACCAAAUCACCUUUAAGCAUAUGUUUUCCAGAGUAUCAAGGGGCUAACAGCUACGAAGAAGCUGGAGCCUAUAUUCAGAUGAAGUUUGAAAUGUUAAACAGACGGAAAGACACAAAAGAAAUCUACACUCACUUCACCUGUGCCACUGACACAAAUAAUAUACAGUUUGUGUUUGAUGCUGUGACAGAUGUCAUCAUCAAGAUCAAUCUUAAAGAUUGUGGAUUGUUCUAAAUGUGGAAAGUGUUGGUGGCACCAGUAACUUCAAAGUGACAGCUGUUUGUGUGUUCCAGUGCACAUGUCGUAUUAUGAAACUACAAAAAAAAUGUACAUAAAUAAUUAAGUAGUAGCUGUUUAAGGGACAAUACAAGGUCGAGAAAAAUGCUGUUCAUUUGAGGCAUCAUGGGAAAUAUCUUGAGAUGCUCCCUUGCAGUCUUUGAAAGGUAUUGAUAGCUAUGUAGGUACGCUCAAGUGCUGGAGAAUAGGGGGACAUUGAAAAACAUUUUUAUUAUUCAGUCACUUCAGUACACUUGUACCAUAGGCCUUAAAGAACUAAUCCUUUUAUACAGAAACACAUAAUUUUAUACAUAUAAAAUAAGUAGAAAGUCAGAUACACCCAAGUAAUAAAAUAAGUGAAAUUUCUACAUUUCAAGCAUCAUGAUUUCCACAAACAUUACAGAGCCAAAUUCCCACAGAAACAUGUGUAUAAGUUAUUAGUUCUGAUAGACCACAGCGUUUAGGUAAAGAUUCACUUCAUUCAUGAUUACGAAGUUGAAUAGCUUUAUAAUUAAUUUUGUUCACAAAUGACGAAAGGUGAAUUGAAAGUAAUAAUUUAUUAUAUAGUUAGGAGUAACUGUCAUCAAGAUAGCGAUUUUUUUUCUCUUAGUAUAUUGAAUACCUAUAUUAUAUUACAGUUAUGUCUUUAUUUUAAAACUUUGUGUAUGGUUUUAUAAAAGUGACUGAGUUGUGUAGUUUUCUAGAAAGUGGUAUAUAUUAGAAUAAUAUACCACAGAUUUUGUGUAAAGCAUGCCCUGAGGUUUGAAAUGGUUUCAUAUAAAUGAGAACUCCUGUAUGAUUACAGAAAUGUGGAACAUUUUCUGGAAACAGACCAAGAAACACUGAAAACCAUAACAUUUGUGUCACUGGAGUAUAAGAACAUUCCCUUAUUGAAAUCAAUACUGAUUUAAAACCAUUGUAUAACAUUCGUGUCACUGGGGUAUAACAACAUUCCCUUAUUGAAAUCAAUAUUGAUUUAAAACCAUUGUAUAACAUUCGUGUCACUGGGGUAUAACAACAUUCCCUUAUUGAAAUCAAUAUUGAUUUAAAACCAUUGUAUAACA
Messenger RNA from Limulus polyphemus (Atlantic horseshoe crab), 1451 nucleotides. Its product is annotated as guanine nucleotide-binding protein G(i) subunit alpha-like. Gene Ontology annotation, biological process: adenylate cyclase-modulating G protein-coupled receptor signaling pathway. Gene Ontology annotation, cellular component: heterotrimeric G-protein complex. The record is from RefSeq and is a predicted model, not a curated record. Lineage: Eukaryota; Metazoa; Arthropoda; Merostomata; Xiphosura; Limulidae. The annotation marks the transcript as partial. Gene Ontology annotation, molecular function: G-protein beta/gamma-subunit complex binding; GTPase activity; GTP binding. The transcript is spliced from 2 exons.